UUUCUAGCUAUAUAGAUCAACCAAGACCAGUUGUGCUAAUUAGAGUCGAUAGCUACCUCAUUAUUCUUAUAUAAUGGCUGGAAAAUAUCUUGGCAAGAAGGUUGUUCUCUCUGUUAAUGAAGAUGAUGAUAGUGACCAUGAUAGUGUUUCCUGUGGCAGUGAUGGCAAUGACUGCGAUAACGAAGACACUGGAAGCCACUGUGGCCUUUCACUACAGAAGCUGAAUUUAGGACCAAGAAAGAAGCUUCUUGUUUUCAGUCUCAACGGAUGUUUAAUCCACAGGGUUUACGGGCAUGACAAGGCCAACAUUCCAAGUGAUCGUAGUCCUGAUGGCACAUAUGGAAAACAUCUAGUUUUCAAAAGACCUUUUGCAGAAGAGUUUAUGCAGUUCUGUCUCGAAAGAUUUGAAAUUGGAAUAUGGUCUUCUGCCCAAGAGAAACAUGUUGAUGGUAUCUUGGAGUCUGUAAUGGGAAGAAUCAGAAAUAGGCUGUCAUUUGUUUGGGAUCAAGCUGAAUGCACUGAUACCGGGUUCAAGUCGGUAGAGAAUACACGGAAGCCUUUGUUUGUUAAAGAUCUGAAGGGAUUGUGGAAAUAUCUUGAUCGGAAGUAUUCUGAAUCUGACACACUGUUGAUUGAUGAUAAGCCUUACAAAGCCCUGCUUAAUCCUCCUCACACAGGGAUAUUCCUUGAUUCCUACACAGCUGACAAUGUCGAUGACAAUGCGUUAGAUCCAAAGGGAAAGCUUGGGAAGUUUUUGGAUGGUCUUGCAGUAGCAAAGGAUGUGCAGCUUUAUGUGAAGGACAACCCGUUCGAUCAGCCUGCGAUUUCACAGGACCAUCCUGAAUGGAAGUUUUACUCAUCUGUUCUACAAAAGCUGGGGAAGCGACAAAAGCCUUGAGAUUUGGAGUUGAAUGAGUUCAUGGAGAACUUCUUUAUGGUCCUUGGCUCCUUGAAAUAUCUUGAAUAAAACUGCUGCUGGCUUGAUCAUUUUCUUUAAUAUUAGCCUUCCAAAUUAUUUCUUAUGCUUAUAGUUUAGUAAAUGUUAGGAAAGAAGUUAUGUGUAUCAUGUGUAUUUAGGAUUGUAUCAUAAUUAUAUCCUUAGAUAUAUGCUGCCUUUUAUGUUCCUCUUUAAUAUAGGGAUAGUUUCCUUGUAUAGUUGAUUCUCUUGUAAUACGUUUCUGUGUAUAUCCUUGGUGAUUGAAUGAAUGAAAGUAUUCCAGC
This is a messenger RNA of Fragaria vesca subsp. vesca, 1221 nucleotides long. RefSeq lists its product as uncharacterized. The coding region runs from base 74 to 898 and encodes 274 amino acids. The transcript is spliced from 6 exons. NCBI's taxonomy places the organism in Eukaryota, Viridiplantae, Streptophyta, Magnoliopsida, Rosales, Rosaceae. The record is from RefSeq and is a predicted model, not a curated record. Gene Ontology annotation, molecular function: phosphoprotein phosphatase activity.